Messenger RNA from Cornus florida, 3318 nucleotides. RefSeq lists its product as uncharacterized. Gene Ontology annotation, biological process: protein phosphorylation. The transcript has 21 exons. Lineage: Eukaryota; Viridiplantae; Streptophyta; Magnoliopsida; Cornales; Cornaceae. The coding region runs from base 823 to 2889 and encodes 688 amino acids. The record is from RefSeq and is a predicted model, not a curated record. Gene Ontology annotation, molecular function: protein kinase activity; ATP binding; protein serine/threonine kinase activator activity.
CCUUUCUUUGUCAUCGUGGUGGUAUGUUUUUAACGGUGAAGAUUCGAUCGCAAAAACUGUAGACAAGAAGUGUUGGAUGAACUAUAUAUGUGAUUAUCUUCCCAUCUUUACAUCGUAUAUGGCGGACUAGCCGAAGAUUAUCAUCUGCAGAGUCGUUACAGGGGUUUAUCUUUUAUCUGAGCGAAGUUAGAUUCAGUUAUUGUUCAGGUCCUGGUAGCGAAACCCUAGUUCGGUACUUUCAUCGAUAAAUCUGUAAUUCAACCGGCGUGUUGGUUCUUCAGCUAUUGUUGUCCAGGAGUAUUGGUCCUUAAACUUUUUGUUGAAGUUCCAGAGUAGAAUUGGUAGUUCAAAGUCAGAUAAUCUUGGUGUGAAAUUUUCGCUUGUGGGCAGGUCUGAUUUGCCCCAAGUUUCUAUUCACUGUCAGAGCAGAGUAAUAAUAUGAAGUGCUUAGGCAGACUGUAGUACUUCUGGGCUUAUACUUUAUUUCAUGGUUCUUUGUGUAUCUACUCGAUGAAUAGAGCUGGAUAUGAUAAUUUCUCUGUGUACCGGGACUGUUAUCUGCUGUUGUCGUAGGAUUCUCAAGGUCAGUUGGACCUUUUAAGUUUAAAUGGUCUACUUGCUAGAAAGUUUUUGGUAAAAAGGCUCCUUAAUGAAGUCACAGGGGUUAAGUGGAAUUUUGUGUUGAACAGAUGGAAGAUGUUACCAUAUUGGAAAAAACCUCCCAGUAAUUUGAUUAUCACCUUCUCAGUACACAUUUUAUUCUUGUUUUCCGGAGCAUUUGAGAGAAAAGAAUGUGUUAGUGGUAUGAUAUAAGAAGAAAAUAUGGAACAGGUCUCAGAGAAAAGAUUUCCUGUUAAUGCAAGCGAUUACAAGUUGUAUGAAGAAGUUGGAGAAGGCGUCAGUGCCUCUGUUUAUAGGGCUCUCUGCAUUCCACUUAAUGAGAUAGUUGCUAUCAAGGUUCUUGAUCUGGAAAAGUGUAAUAAUGACCUGGAUGGUAUACGACGAGAGGUACAGACAAUGACAUUGAUUGAUCAUCCAAAUUUAUUACGAGCACAUUGCUCAUUCACUACAGGCCACAACCUUUGGGUCGUGAUGCCAUACAUGGCUGGGGGAUCAUGUCUUCAUAUAAUGAAGUCUUCUCAUCCAGAAGGUUUUGAAGAGCCUGUUAUUGCUACGUUAUUACGUGAGGUUCUUAAAGCUCUUGUUUAUCUUCAUGCCCAUGGGCACAUUCACAGAGAUGUGAAGGCUGGGAAUAUAUUAAUUGACUCUAAUGGUGCUGUCAAGUUAGCGGACUUUGGAGUAUCUGCAUGCAUGUUUGAUACUGGGGAUAGGCAACAUUCAAGGAAUACUUUUGUUGGAACUCCAUGCUGGAUGGCUCCCGAAGUUAUGCAGCAAUUGCAUGGAUAUGACUUUAAAGCAGACAUCUGGUCAUUUGGAAUAACAGCACUUGAACUUGCUCAUGGCCAUGCCCCAUUUUCUAAGUAUCCGCCUAUGAAGGUUCUGCUGAUGACUUUGCAAAAUGCGCCACCAGGUCUUGACUAUGAAAGGGACAAGAGAUUUUCAAAGUCUUUCAAAGAGUUGGUAGCUACUUGCUUAGUGAAGGAUCCAAAGAAGCGUCCCUCUUCAGAGAAGCUUCUGAAGCACCAUUUCUUUAAACAUGCACGGUCAUAUGAUUAUCUAGCUCGUACUAUCCUUGAUGGCCUUUCCCCUCUGGGCGAUCGUUUUAGAAUGCUAAAGGCAAAAGAAGCCGACUUGCUUGUACAUAACAAGGCAUUAUAUGGGGACAAGGAGCAUUUAUCACAGCAAGAGUACAUUAGAGGUAUCAGUGCCUGGAAUUUUAAUCUGGAGGAUUUGAAGAAUCAAGCUGCCCUUAUCCGGGAUUAUGAUGGCAUUUCAAACAUAGAGGAUCCUAUCGGGUGUAGUAAGCAAGACAGACGUGAAGAUGUUGGUUAUCCAGCAGAUAGAAUGUCCUCCGUGAGGGCCAAUCAUUCAGAUGCUGCACUUCAUACGGAGGAUGGGCUCAAUGAUAUUUACAAUUUGGAGAGUUCACUACUUGCAUUUCCUGUUCAGCCUCUUCAGGCACUAAAAGGUUGUUUUGAUGUUUGUGAGGACGAUGCAGCUGCUUGCAGUCCAACUUGGAAAGAUGAUUUUCAUUCAGAGUUUGAACAGCAGAGUCGAAUACAAAAAGCUGAGCACCAAGAAGCUGUAAGAGAUGAUGGUGAAAAAUUGGGACAAAAUAGUUCUUUAUCACGUUCUUUAGUUCCUGGACGGGAAAAAUUCUUGAGCGGUUCAAUAUUACAGGACAACUUUAUUUCGCCUAAGAAGGUUAUUGGUGAUGGGGACAGGGAACAUUUGCAACCAAGAUAUGAGCGAAAUUAUAGUGGCCCAUUGCAUCGUCAAAAGAAAGAUGCCAAUAACCUUGCAUCUGCGGAUGAUGCUUCAGAAGGAGCAGUUGUCCAGCGCAAGGGACGCUUUAGUGUCACUUCAGCUUCAGCAGAGUUGAGUCCUAAGGGUCCUACAAACUGCUACUUAAAUCCAGUUUCUGGAGGUUUUACCAGUCCGACAAGCUCAAGCAUUUCAGCUACUUCAGUUCUGCCAUCAUUGCAAUGCAUUUUGCAGCAGAACACCAUGCAAAGGGAAGAAAUAGUUAAACUUAUCAAGUAUGUGGAGCAAACCUCUGCAAAUUCCAUGGACUUCUCUGAGGCGGGAACUAAUGGCCUUCAACAGAUAGCUUCAGUUCCUGCUAGGGAGAGGGAGCUGCAGUCUCAGCUGAUUCAAUUGCAACAAAGUGUUGGGAGUCUAGUUGAAGAAUUGCAGAGACAGAAGAUGAAAAAUGCUCAGCUGGAAAAGAAAAUGAAUGCUUUGGUGAAGAAAGAGGAGAGAAGUUGAAAUAAAAUGAUUAGAAUGCAUGGUGAUAUCCUUCGCCUCUCAAGUGGGCAAACACCUCAUGACCAUCUGCAAGGUAUUCGCCAAGGAUUAGGUGCAUUGUAUUUUAGUGUACCAUAUGUGUGAAUUAAGGCAGGCACCCAAAGUUUUGAGAUUCUAUUUCGGAGUCUCACAACCGCUCUUUCUUGUUGUAAUUUAAUGAUUUGAUAUUGUAAUUAUGGCGCUUUUACAGUAUUGUACUUCAAUUUGAUCUCUACCCCCCUCGCGUUUUGCAUGCCAUGUACGCAUGCACAAAAGUUCUUAAUAUAUAUGUCCACUCCAGGUGAGAAGUUAUUUUGAAUUAGGGAGGGCUACCCCACUUGUGUAGCCUAUUGUCAGCUUUGGAACGAAAGAGAUGAAAAAGAGUAAUAUGAUUUUUGUUUUUGGGGUAAA